UAAAAGAAAGAAAAAUCAUUUUCCCUAAAGCCACCAUGGCAAUGGCUUGCCUCCCCAAGCUCCGAGUUGCCACCGCCGCUGUUUCCUCCUUCGUUAAUCCGCUCCGACAUCGGAUCCGGUCCUUCGGAUCUGCCGCCGCGUUGGAGAUCCCCUACGACGAUGAAUACUACGAGUACGAACAGGCUAACCGGGACCGGCGUUCAGCUCAGCCGAAGAUUGACUUGGAUGGAUCGGCGACAGACAGGGGAGUACAGUGGGUGCUUAUUGGGGAGCCUGGGGUCAAACGACAUGCUUAUGCUGAGAGGCUGUCGAAGCUUCUAGAAGUUCCACAUAUUUCAAUGGGCACCCUCGUUAGACAAGAGCUUAAUCCCCGCUCUUCUCUUUACAAACAGAUUGCAAAUACUGUGAAUGAAGGGAAGCUUGUACCGGAGGAUGUAAUUUUUGCUUUGUUAUCUAAGAGACUUGAAGAAGGUUACUAUGGAGGUGAAAAUGGUUUCAUUCUUGAUGGGAUUCCUCGUACCAGGAUCCAAGCUGAGAUUCUUGAACAAAUUACUGAUAUUGAUCUGGUUGUGAACUUUAAAUGCACUGAAGAGUAUAUGUUGAAAAGUUCAGAAAGUGAGGUUCUUCACUUAGGCCAUUCCAAAGAUGUAGGAAGUUCCUGGAAGAAAAAUGUCCAUGCAUACUCAGAGCAGGCCAAGUCAGUGGAGGAUUAUUACAGUUGGCAAAAGAAGCUUCUCAACUUUCAGGUCUCCAGUACACCGGCAGAUGCAUGGCAAGGUCUUUUGGCUGCAUUACAUCUCCAGCAUAUUAAUGCUCUCACCACUUCACAGAACCUGACGGCGUGAUCAUCCUUGUUCUUGAAAACUAGUGUUUACUUUUGAUAU
Molecule: messenger RNA, 884 nt
Organism: Hibiscus syriacus
Lineage: Eukaryota; Viridiplantae; Streptophyta; Magnoliopsida; Malvales; Malvaceae
Product: probable adenylate kinase 7, mitochondrial
Exons: 4
Coding region: 36-845 (269 amino acids)
Biological process (GO): nucleobase-containing compound metabolic process
Cellular component (GO): cytoplasm; mitochondrion
Molecular function (GO): AMP kinase activity; ATP binding
Source: RefSeq, a predicted model, not a curated record